AUGAACAUCUUCCGCUUCCUCGGCGACCUGUCGCACCUCGCGUCAAUCUUCAUCCUCUUGCACAAGAUGACGACGUCGCGCUCGUGCCGCGGUAUCAGCUUCAAGUCGCAGGCGCUCUACCUCGCCGUCUUUGUCUCGCGCUACCUCGACCUCUUCUGGGCCUUCCACAGCCUGUACAACACGCUCAUGAAGCUCUUCUUCAUCGGCGCGACAGGCUACACCCUCUACCUCAUGAAGUACCGCUACCGCGCGACCCAGGACCCCGCGCUCGACACGUUCAAGCUCGUGUGGAUCCUCGCGCCGGUUACCGUCCUCGCUCUCAUCUUCAACUACGAGUUCUCGUUCGCCGAGAUCAUGUGGUCGUUCUCCAUCUGGCUCGAGUCGGUCGCCAUCCUCCCCCAGCUCUUCAUGCUCCAGCGUACUGGCGAGGCGGAGACCAUCACCACCCACUACCUCGCCGCUCUCGGUCUCUACCGUGGUCUCUACAUCCCCAACUGGAUCUACCGCUACAUCACCGAGGGCCAGUUUGACCCCAUCGCUGUCACCGCUGGUAUCAUCCAGACAGCAAUCUACGCCGACUUUGGUUACAUUUACGUCACCAAGGUCCUCCGCGGACAGAAGUUUGAGCUCCCCGCAUAG
This is a messenger RNA of Vanrija pseudolonga, 639 nucleotides long. It is a transcript of the gene KdelR, whose product is annotated as ER lumen protein-retaining receptor. NCBI's taxonomy places the organism in Eukaryota, Fungi, Basidiomycota, Tremellomycetes, Trichosporonales, Trichosporonaceae. Gene Ontology annotation, cellular component: endoplasmic reticulum; membrane; cis-Golgi network. The record is from RefSeq and is a predicted model, not a curated record. Bases 1 to 639 code for a protein of 212 amino acids. The transcript is spliced from 4 exons. Gene Ontology annotation, biological process: endoplasmic reticulum to Golgi vesicle-mediated transport; protein retention in ER lumen. Gene Ontology annotation, molecular function: ER lumen protein retrieval receptor activity.